This is a messenger RNA of Bursaphelenchus okinawaensis, 7573 nucleotides long. NCBI's taxonomy places the organism in Eukaryota, Metazoa, Nematoda, Chromadorea, Rhabditida, Aphelenchoididae. The record is from the annotation of a GenBank genome assembly.
AUGGCGUACGGUGUGACGGUGGACGAGCUGAAAGCUCUGAUGGAAUGCCGUGGGAUGGAGGCCAAAGAACGCAUCGAAUCAGAUUACGGUGGGACUACAGGCCUAUGUCAGAAGUUGUCUACAGAUCCAGCCAACGGUCUACCAGAAGAUCCAGAAGAAGUGAAGAGGAGGAGACAGGUCUUUGGAGCAAACGAAAUACCUCCAGCACCGUCGAAAAGCUUCUUCACUCUGGUUUGGGAAGCGAUUCAGGAUGUUACAUUAAUCAUAUUGUUGGUUUGCUCAAUAGUAUCGCUGGGUCUGGCUCUGUGGGCCAUGUAUGGACCUAAAACAGAAAAUCGUGAGUUUUUGGCAUUAUUUAAUAGUUUUUAAAUGUUUUAGGCUAAAAAAGUCGGAAAUUGACUAUCUUAAAAGGAUAUAUUUUUAAAAAUUUUGAAAUUAAAAAUAAUGAUUUCAGCCGGCGGAGGACACGACGAAUCCGAAAACAGUGCCAAUUGGAUCGAAGGAUGUGCCAUCUUAAUAUCAGUAGUUGUAGUAGUGUUGGUUACGGCGUUGAACGACUGGACCAAAGAGAAACAGUUCAGGGGACUCCAGGCCAAAAUCGAGACUGAACACAAGUUCUCGGUGGUUCGAGGAGGACACUCAAUAGAGAUUAUUGUCAACGAACUUGUUGUUGGCGAUGUAGCUAAUGUAAAAUACGGUAGGUGUUUUAUGCGGAUUUGGAUGCUAAUGUUUUGCAUUAGUUGCAGCUAAUAUUAUUACAAUAGCAGCCAAAAGUUAUUUUCUAUUCAUUUCAGGGGAUCUUUUACCAGCUGAUGGUAUAAUAAUUCAAUCAAACGACCUCAAGAUCGACGAAUCUUCGUUAACUGGUGAAUCGGACCUAAUAAAGAAGAGUCCCGAGCACGAUCCAGUACUAUUGUCAGGUACCCAUGUUAUGGAAGGCAGUGGUAAAAUGCUGGUGACAGCUGUAGGUAUCCACUCUCAAACUGGAAUCAUUAUGGCUCUAUUGGGCGCGACAAAGGCUGAAGGCGGCGACAAAACACCACCAAAGUCUCCACAGAAUCGAGGUAGACUUUGACUAAUUUUAUUGAUGUUUGAUUUUAUUGAUGCUAAAUAAUAUAAUCGAUGAUAAAUUGGUGAAAUUUGUUAAAAUAGCAGUUGGACCAAACUUUUUUUAAUAAAUAUUUUUGGUUUUAAAAUUGGAAAAUGGUUAAAUAUGAUUUAAUUUGCAGCCAUUGCCGCCAAUGGGCUAGAAGCGACACAAAAUGGCAAAUUGAGCGCUCCACUCGAGCCACCAGUUGAUGACGAACCAACUAAAACAAAGUCAGUCCUACAAGGCAAACUCUCCAACUUGGCUAUUCAAAUCGGCUACAUUGGAUCAGUUGUAGCGGCGGCGACAGUAAUCAUCCUUGUCGUACGACAUUGCAUCACUUUCUACGCGGUCAAGAAGCAACCUUUCACAAUGUCAGAUGUGUCAUACUUUGUCAACUUCAUAAUUGUGGGUGUAACAGUGCUUGUUAUCGCUGUACCAGAAGGACUACCAUUGGCCAUCACAUUGGCCCUGACCUAUUCGGUGAAGAAGAUGAUGAAGGAUAACAACUUAGUCAGACAUCUGGACGCUUGUGAGACGAUGGGUAAUGCCACAAGCAUCUGCUCGGACAAGACGGGUACUCUAACGACCAACAGAAUGACUGUAGUUCAGAGUUUCAUCAAUGGUAAGUGUCUUGUGGCUGUUCAGUGAAACAUAAUAUUACAGAUCGUUUCUACCGGGAAGUACAACCAACAUGGUCAGAGCUGGAUUCAAAAACAAGAGAUCUACUUUUGGGUGGAAUUUGCAUAAACUCGGGUUAUAACUCAAAUGUGGUACCUUCGGAGACUCCUGGACAACUUCCAACACAGGUCAGUCAAUAAUAAUACGAUCUUUGGAAAUUUCAAGAUUUUUGAAUUUUGGGGUGUUAAACACAACUUUCUAAACUAGUUUCCAAAAUUUGUUGAUUCAUGUGGCAAUAUGUAUAUUAUUUAUGUAAAAAUCAAGUGAUACAAGCAAAUCCCAAGAGUUAGAUAACCAGGAGAUGUUAUCAUACCAAGACUUGUCGAAUUGUUUCCUUCGUCUCUUUGAGGAUGAACGUACUCAGGCACUGGAUUCGUUUCUAGUCCGGGACGUUCAAGUCGAGGCGCUUGACAACAACAUCGACCUAUACAUGAGGAUGUUGGGUCGUACAACUGACACGUUUGGUUGUUCUCACAACCAACACUCAUCAUGAACCCUCCGUUUAUGCAAAUUGCAUAGUUGUUGCAGGCUGAAAUGGGUUAUGUAGUACUAUUUCGGAAGGGUUAUAUGCUGUGUAUGAACUAGUUAUGUAGACGUGUAGGGCAAGGGAUAAACUUACGAACAUCGCUGGUAAAUCGAUAAGGUGCCACGCCACAAAUAUACCUUGCAAAUGGUAUGGGCACUCUCUUUUGUCGCUCGGUAGAAUUCAAUUCUUGACAAUUAAUAAUGUCCAGUAGGUAUAGAAUAACUAAGACUUUUACGAAAGUAUUCAUAUUGUUUUUGAUGGCUGUGUUAUUAUUCAGUCAUUUUUUGCGAGAAAUCCGACUUUGUUUGACCAGCUGGUUAACUUUUUCAUUUUUACUUUGUUGUGUCUAUUAACAAAGAUGGGGUAAAUUUAAGGAGAGUAUAUAGGCUUCUGGCAUUCUUUUAUAACAAGUGUAAAGCUUUUUUGUUUUUAAAAUGAUUUUUGGGUCAUAGUCAAUAUUAUAGUACUUGAAACAGUCAAUUUCAGGUUGGAAACAAGUCGGAAUGUGCCAUGUUACAGUUUAUGGUCGAACUAGGUCAAGACUACCGUGCCGUACGUCGAGAACAUCCAGAAGAAACGUUGGUGAAGGUAUUCACCUUCAACUCAGCCCGAAAGUCCAUGAUGACCGUAGUGAAACGAGAAGGCGGUGGCUACAGAGUCUACUCGAAAGGAGCAUCAGAGAUCAUCAUGGCCAGAUGCAAGUUCAUUUUGGGAGCUGGCGGCCAAGUGAAACCGUUUGGAGAUCAACAAUAUGCCGACAUCAACCGGUCGGUCAUCGAACCCAUGGCUUCUGAUGGACUCAGAACGAUGGGAUUGGCCUUCAAGGACUACGUUCCUGGAACUCCUGGACUGAAUGAGGUGAGAAUGCGGGCAGAAUAAUAUUGUUUUAUAGGUUUAUUUCAAAAUAUGAGUUGUUUUAUACCAUUUUUCCGUUUAUUGGGGUUAAAUAUUAUAUUUUCUACGUGUUAAAUAGACGCAAAGUAAAGUUUUUAUUAUGUUAUAGUACCAAUUUGACGAAAACCUAAACCUGGACGACGAAGAAAGUGUGAGAGAAGGCAUGACAGCUAUUGCCAUUGUUGGAAUUCAAGAUCCAGUACGACCAGAAGUAAGGGCUGCUAUUGAAAAGUGUCAAAGGGCAGGAAUCACGGUAAGAAUGGUUACCGGCGACAACAUCAACACUGCCAGAUCGAUUGCUACGGCCUGUGGAAUCUUGAAACCCGGAGCCGACUUCUUGGCUUUGGAGGGAAAAGAAUUCAACGCUAGGUGAGGAAUGUUUGUUAAUUUGUGUAAUAGGGGUGGUUGAAAAGAAAAUAGAAUACUAGAUUUUUGAUUUGAUGAUUAGAAGUUGUGGUUAUAGGAUUAAGGUUUAAAAUGUUACUUUUUCCUGUUGUAGAAUUCGUGAUUCAAACGGUCAAGUAAGUCAACAGAAGUUGGAUUUGAUCUGGCCUACUCUUCGUGUACUAGCUCGUGCUCAGCCUUCAGAUAAAUAUGUUUUGGUCAAGGGAAUCAUCGACUCCAAAGCUACCAAAAAUCGGUAUGUUUUACAUCAAAAAGUCAUUUUUCAUAGACAGUAUCAAAGGUUUUCUUUAUAUUCUUUAUGUUUUACGUUUGCGUUAUGGAUAUUAUUAUAGUCUGAGUGACGUUAUAAUACAUAUUUCUUGUUUCAGCGAAGUUGUGGCAGUAACCGGUGACGGAACCAACGAUGCCCCAGCCCUCAAGAAGGCCGACGUCGGAUUUGCGAUGGGAAUUGCUGGCACAGAUGUAGCCAAAGAGGCCUCGGACAUUAUCCUAACAGACGACAACUUCACUUCCAUCGUAAAGGCUGUCAUGUGGGGCAGAAACGUGUACGAUUCCAUCGCCAAGUUCUUGCAGUUCCAGUUGACUGUCAACGUUGUAGCCGUCACAAUCGCCUUCAUCGGAGCCUGUGCCAUCAAUGACUCCCCAUUGAGAGCAGUCCAAAUGUUGUGGGUAAACUUGAUUAUGGACACUUUGGCCAGUUUGGCAUUGGCGACAGAAAUGCCAACUGAAGAACUUCUGGAGCGAAAGCCUUACGGUCGCACCAAGAGUCUGAUCUCUCGCACCAUGGUGAAGAACAUUGUCGGUCACGCUCUCUAUCAACUGAUCAUUUUGUUUGGAAUCCUGUUCUUUGGCGACAAAAUCGUGCCAGACCUUCCAAGCGGACGAUGGGCUGCUCUGGGAUCUCCACCAUCCAGACACUUCACCUUCAUAUUCAACGUGUUUGUUCUGAUGACUUUGUGCAACGAAUUGAACUGUAGGAAGAUUCACGGUGAAAGGAACGUUUUCAAAGGAGUCUUCUCCAAUCCCAUCUUCUGUAUCAUCUGGUUCAGCACGCUGAUUCUCCAGAUUGUGAUCGUCGAAUUCGGAGGGAAAUGGUUCUGGACAGCACCGUUGACACCACUCCAAUGGGGAAUAUCAGUCGCGUUGGGGUUGGGAGAAUUCAUCUGGGGACAGGUAAGGUAUAACUGUUAUUUUUUAUUAUUUCUAUUUUAGAAUUUCUAAAAUUAUAUUAUUAAUGUAUCUUGUGUGUUUCUAGGUGAUAGCGACGAUCCCAGGCAAUGUUCUACCCAAAUUCUUCUCUUUGGGCCGCGGUGAAGUCCAGCCCACAUCCAUCUUGGUCACCGGCGAGUACGAUAUUCCAGAAGUGAGAACGGCGGCAGGAAAAGAGUUGGGAUCCGUGAUUCCAAGCCAACAGAACGGUAGACCAGGCCAGAUUCUAUGGCUUCUGGGACUGACGAGAUUACAGACACAGGUAGGGGAUUGUGAUGUUAGGGUAGUCCUAUACAUCUGCUGUAUCUACUAUAAGGAACGUACAAGAGAUGUAGUGGUUUUAAGGUAUAGAUAGACUUGGAAAGAUAGUGGUUUUAAAAUUUAAAGAUUUUGUAAUGUAUGUUUUACUUAAAAUUAGUAAUGGUACUAUUUUUACCAUUGUAGAUAUAUUACACGUGACCAAAUAUCCAGUAAAUGAUUACUGUUUUCUUUGAGUUUUGGUACGGUUCAUGUACCUAUAGUUAGACUUGUAUUGUGUCAAUGUUCUAACAUUUUUAAUUGGUUCUGAAAAUAGAGUAGAAGUUGGUAGUUCACAGUCGUAUUCUACUGUUGGAGUCACUGUAAUGUUAAUCGUUGUCACUUGAUGUAGUACCUAUCAGUAGCUAACCUUUAACAUUACAUUUCCAGUCGACUUUGACAGUAGACGUUGUGUAGUACUGUAGAUUAGAGUACUUUUAAAUUUUGAUUUAAAAAAAUAUUUUUACAGAAUUUUGUUUCAAAAGUUGUCGGAUUGUUUGCACGGUGAAUUUUGUCCGAGAACUUUUGGGGCAUUUAAGGUUGAAAUUUAAUUUUUGGAGAAUUAUGAUAAUUUUUAAACGAAAUUUUUGAAUCUUUGCUUUUUAUAUUGUAUUAGGUUGUAUAAAAAUAUUGAGCUGCUGACUCAAAUUUAUUUUUGUAUUAUAUUAUAGUAGACGAUUUAAAGUAGAUUUUUUUUUGAUUAGUAAUAUAGGUUUAAAUCUGUGUUUUAAAUUUUUAUGGUUUUUAAGCCCGGUUUUUUCGGAUUACUGUAAUUUUAAGCGGUUCUUCUUAUUCGGUUUUUAGAUGCGCGUCGUCCGUGCCUUCCAAUCUGGAGUCAACACCUCCCACCCAUCGUCGCUGACUUUGGAUGCUGGCGACAGAUUCCGUCAAUCCUAUCGCCGACUUCGAAUCGCCAAGGAACGAGAGCUGGAAAGUCAGUAAAGUUGUGUAUCGCUGUUCUGUGCCGUUCUUUCCCUUUCACGUUUCGUGCCUUUAAAUCUGCUGCAUUUCCAUUUUUUUGAAAUUUUUCAAGUUUUUCGACUUUUUGUUUUGCUAUACCUUUCUUAUGCCUUCGUAUGUCUCUCAACGUGCUACAGUACCGUACUUUGAUUGUGUUUUUGGUGCAUAAUGUCCAGAUUGUCGCAGUUUGUCACGUUUGUUUGUAGUUUGACUUUUUUGAGGGUUUUCAUUAUGUCAACAUUGAUGAUGGUAUUGAUAUCUAGUAUAUUGAUGUCUCAUGACACUAGAGAUUACGGUAGUUUUUGCAUGAUCUUAGUUUUUUACAGUUUACUCUCUCAGCAUUUAAGUUUGUUUUAAUAAUGUUUUGGCUUAGUUAGUUAGGCUUGUAAAAUCAAGUUUUAUAAGUUCUUAUUCAAGACCUUAGUUUCAUUUCACAGGUUUACUUACAGUAACCUGUAAAGUUUUUGAACAUUGUAAUAGAUUCUUUGGCCAAACAUUUCAAGCCUUUGCCUUGUUUUGCACUGUGCAAUCUUUAAAUUUGAAUUUUGCACGGUGCAAAGUGUCAGAAGGUUUGGGACAGUUUCGCAAAGACGUAGUACUGUUUGUCUUUCAUCGAGUGUCUUACUGUACCUUUUUUCACUUAUUAUUUUUCGUUUCCAACAGAUUUUCGGACUUCGGGUUUUAUUUUUUCGUUUCGAAGGUGAUAUUCACUUCCUAAAACGUUGUAUCCUAUCGUAUUAUUCAAGUAAUUCGGCUUUCUAAUCUAACAUAAUAUCAAUACGAAUGUUACUGUAGGUCAGGCAUGUUUUUUACUUUUUAGCGGUUUUCAAUUUGUGAAGGUGACUAAAAUAUGUUUGAAAAUAAUUUUUGAAAUUUUAAACUUUUGGAUUAUUAUUUUUUUAAAUUGUUUCAAGUUUUUAAAUUUAAAAUUUAAGCCCUGACUACAUGUCUGACCUCAAAGUCGUAUCUUGCAGUUUCCAUUUUAAUAAAGUAACCUCGGAUCAGUUGUAGAUUCUAUUAUUUGUAUAAACCUUGCAUAAUGUUUUUGGUGUUGUCGCUUUUCGAUGUAAUAAAGAGUUGUAACUUUUCCACUCGUGCUAACCCUGCCUGUUCAUUAUUCGUUGUGUUUGAGUCGAAAAGUAAAUGGCAAAAAGAAUGUUAAAGCUUUUGACUUUAAAGAUUAUGCUUUAUUUUUAAAUUCCUUUUAUUAUCGUAUUUUAUGCCAUUUUACUAACGUUUUAACCUAAAAAGCUUUCCGUAUUUUAGAGAUUUCCAAUUAAAAAUAUGUAUUUCUAACUAAAAUUAUCCUUAACAUUUCAAAUAUUACUGAUAACAUUCAUAAACUCCUCCCAACUUACCUAAAAUAACAUUUCCAAUCACCUAACCUCAACUUACCCACGUCCAUAUUAACCACCGUUUCAGGGCUUAGUCAACUUCGAGCAGGUGGACAGACACGAGUCGCGCCGGCUUCCCCGACCACCCACAAAUCCACCAACAACAUGACCUUCCACUAA